UGCCUCGGCUGCUGGGUUYCUGUCACUCCCAUGGGUGGGACACGGUAAAGCUCAUCUGCCCCCCGCUGUUAACGUUUACAAGAGAUCUCGGAGCUCGUAGGUCUUUCUGUUGGGCCGGUGCUGAACAGGAACGUGAGCCGUAAAGGUGAAUGAAGAGUUCGGGGGCGUACUGUCCGAGGAUUAGCAUUCCUGCAUGGACAGCGUAAAGACUGAAGGAUCUCAGCCUGCCUACAGCCGCUGGUCAUACAGACCAUCCAGCUCUGCCAGCUUCUCCCCAAAUUCAACAUCAAGCUGCAUUGAAGGRGAUGAUGUCAAUUUUAUGCAACAGAAACUGGAAAAACAGAGGGCGCUGCUGGAGCAGAAACAACGGAGGAAACGUCAGGAACCCCUGAUGGUGCAGCCCAACACGGAGGCCCGGCCCCGCCGCCCCAGGGUACGGCGCGGUGAGGAACAGGCCCUGCUGGUGGAGUCCCAACUCACCGGCACCAAUGAUGCCGUCAUCGAUGGUUUUGAUGGUCCCGCAGCUUUCCUAGGCUCAGAAGCCCCCGAUCUGGGAAUGAAAAUCCAAAUCAUGUCGGUGAGCUGCUCCCAGACCCAGUCCCCCCCUGGGCUCGGCCAGCCCCAGCCCCAGCCCCCGUCCCCGGCCGCUGAAGAGACAGAGAGAGACGGAGACACUGAGACGCUGCUAGAGCCCAAGAUGGAUAUCCACGAGAUGCUGCAGAAACAAGGCCUGUGCGGCAGCAUGAACUUUGACGAAGCCAGCGAGCACGAGGACAACGUGGAGGACGAGCGCACGCAUUCUCUGUCCUGUCAAACUGACGCGAACAGGCCCGCCUCGGCUGCUAGUGGCAACAACGUUCCCGAGGAUGCAAUCCCAGGAUCUCCCACAACAGAUAGCCUGCUAACGGACGUAGCUAAUCUAGAGGAGUUUGUGUUGCGUCCGGCCUCUCGCGGGGUCACCGUUAAAUGCAGAAUCAGCCGGGACAAGAAGGGAAUGGACCGUGGCCUCUACCCGACCUACUUCAUGCACAUGGAGCGAGACGAUAACAGAAAGGUGUUUUUGCUGGCAGGCAGGAAGAGGAAGAAGAGCAAAACGUCCAACUACCUUAUUUCAGUCGAUGCCACUGACUUGUCGCGAGGGGGAGAGAGCUUCAUAGGCAAACUGAGGUCAAACCUUAUGGGGACCAAAUUUACAGUCUACGACAACGGCGGUAAUCCCAGUAAAAACACGGGGACUCUGUUGGAAGAAAGCGCCAUGCGGCAGGAGCUGGCUGCCGUCUGUUACGAAACCAACGUGCUGGGAUUUAAAGGRCCACGUAAAAUGACCGUCGUCAUCCCCGGCAUGAACAUGAACUAUGAAAGAAUUCCUGUAAGGCCUCAAAACGAACAGGAGAGCCUCGUGAACCGGUGGCAGAAUAACACGAUGGAAAACCUGAUCGAGCUGCACAACAAGUCCCCCGUGUGGAACGACGACACCCAGUCCUACGUCCUCAAUUUCCACGGCCGCGUAACGCAAGCUUCGGUGAAAAACUUUCAAAUCGUCCAUGACAACGACCCCGACUACAUCGUCAUGCAGUUCGGGCGGAUCGCCGAAGACGUCUUCACCCUCGACUACAAUUACCCCAUGUGUGCUCUUCAAGCCUUCGCCAUCGGUCUGUCAAGCUUCGAUAGCAAGCUGGCCUCUGUCAGCAAUUAUUUUGAAAUCCAUGACACGGCCUUCCAUUUGGCGCCACCUGCAGGCCAAACUUUGUGCUCCAAUCUGACCCAACCUGAGUGCUUGAACGGCCACUUUAUGUUCUUGUUUGUUUUCACAUCUUCAAACGUGUUUGUACUAUAAAACAAAUUUUAGCAUUAAUCUAUCAUAUUUGCGCUGUCUUCUCAUGUAUUCUUGUGUCAAAUGCAUAUUUAAAAAAAAUGUGUGUAUGUGUGUUUGUGGCUGUGAUGGUUUUUUUUUUCUUUUUUUGCAAGUUGAGUUAUUACAAAAACUCAUGCAGAAUUGCACAUUUUAUGAUGACAAAUACACAUUGUAUUUAAACAUGUUUUCUUGUCAAUAGUGUCGUUUAAAAAAAACAAGGCAUUUUCGAAUAUUUCUGUUUUUGAGUUCAGAUUAAAACACUUUAUUAAACCAACACAAAAAUCAUAAAGGGUUAUUUUAACAGUAAAUUAUCCAGUCCUCCUGUAAUUACAAACUAUCAUAUUGUUUUGAAAGUUUCAUUUAUUAAACCCCCAAAUGUUCAUUUUGUACUCUGCGGAAAUAAUGAAUUGUGCAAUUUAGUUAUGAAGAGCGAUGGUUUAUAAAGAAAUAUUUUUAAAUAUAUUCCUUUACUGUGAAAGGCUUUUGUCAAAAAUAUUCCAGUCUUAAAGUUUAUUUAGACAGUUAUGUGGCUGGAUUAUAUCAACAAAUAAAAACAAACUAUCCAACUUGUUUCAUGUUUUAUUAUGAUGGAAAAAAUGAAUGUAUCCAAUGGAAAUAUUUUCUGAACUUUCAGUUCAAUUUAAAACACGAGAGAAUAAAGGAAUUACUCAUUUCCCUUGGAUGUCACUUGGUGAAAUUAAAAUAAAAGUCGUUCUCCUAAAAGAA
This is a messenger RNA of Austrofundulus limnaeus, 2581 nucleotides long. It is a transcript of the gene tulp3, whose product is annotated as TUB like protein 3. NCBI's taxonomy places the organism in Eukaryota, Metazoa, Chordata, Actinopteri, Cyprinodontiformes, Rivulidae. Gene Ontology annotation, cellular component: cilium. The record is from RefSeq and is a predicted model, not a curated record. The coding region runs from base 194 to 1837 and encodes 547 amino acids. Gene Ontology annotation, biological process: protein localization to cilium. The transcript has 13 exons.